This is a messenger RNA of Acaromyces ingoldii, 1734 nucleotides long. RefSeq names its product dihydroxy-acid and 6-phosphogluconate dehydratase. Gene Ontology annotation, molecular function: hydro-lyase activity. The record is from RefSeq and is a predicted model, not a curated record. Bases 1 to 1734 code for a protein of 577 amino acids. NCBI's taxonomy places the organism in Eukaryota, Fungi, Basidiomycota, Exobasidiomycetes, Exobasidiales, Cryptobasidiaceae. The transcript is spliced from 3 exons.
AUGAGAAAGGGGCUUACGACUUACGGCGACGUUGACUUUUCGCUAUUUCUCAGAAAGGCUUUCAUCAAGGGCGCCGGCUACUCUGACGAUGCGCUCGACCGGCCCAUCGUCGGCAUCAUCGACACUGGUAGCGGCUUCAACCCAUGCCAUGCCAAUAUGCCCCAGCUGAUCGACGCCGUCAAGCGCGGCGUGCUCCUCUCGGGCUGCUUGCCCAUCCCCUUUCCCACCAUCUCGCUUCACGAGUCGUUUGCUGCGCCCACAAGCAUGUACCUGCGCAACCUCAUGUCGAUGGACACGGAAGAGAUGCUCAAGGCCCAGCCACUCGACGCCGUCGUCAUGAUUGGCGGCUGCGACAAGACGGUGCCAGCGCAGCUGAUGGGCGCCGCAUCGGCCGAUGUCGUGCCCGCCUUUCAGCUCGUCGUGGGUCCCAUGGUCACUGGCUCGCACCGAGGCGAGCGCGUGGGCGCGUGCACGGACUGCAGAGGCUACUGGGCAAAGCAUCGAGCCGGGCUCGUCGACAUCGAAGAGAUCGCCCAAGUGUCCAACGAGCUGGUCCCCAGCGUUGGCACAUGCGGGGUCAUGGGGACGGCCUCGACGAUGGCGUGCCUGUCCGAGGCGAUGGGGAUCGCACCGCUGGGGAGUGCGACCGCACCCGCCAACAGCUCGGCGCGGCUGCGCAUUGCCGAGCAGACUGGCAAACUCGCAGCUCAAGCCGCCCGAGCCGGGUCGGCCUCGACGCCGCGGACUUUCCUGACGCGAAAAAGCUUCGAGAAUGCCAUCACGGUGCUCCAAGCCGUGGGUGGCAGCACAAACGCAGUUGUCCACCUUCUCGCCAUUGCAGGACGACUGUCGGGCAUCGACUUGACGCUCGCAGACUUUGAUCGGAUUGGCCGCAAGACGCCCCUGCUCGUCGAUCUCAAGCCGAGCGGGCUCAACUACAUGCAGGACCUGCACGCAGCUGGCGGCGUUGUGCGUCUUCUUUCCUAUUUGCGACCCUUGCUCCACCUAGACGCGAAAACCGUGACGGGCUCGACGCUCGGCGAGGAGCUGGACAGAUUCCCGCUUCAUGACUAUCCCCAGGGCAUCGUCCGGCCGCUGUCAGACCCCGUCUUUGCUGCCGAGGCCCUCUGCGUCCUGACUGGCAACCUCGCGCCACAGGGCUGCAUCAUCAAGCAGUCUGCCGUCCUCGACCGAAGAUUAGUCCGGCAUCGAGGGCGAGCCGUUGUCUUCUCCUCGGCGGCCGACCUGGCUGCGCGAAUUGACGCACCGGACUUGGACGUCGACGAGAACAGCGUGCUGGUGCUGCAGAACAUUGGGCCUGUCGGCCACCCGGGCAUGCCCGAGGCUGGGUAUAUGCCCAUCCCCGCCAAGCUUGCACGGUGCGGCGUCAAGGACAUCGUAAGAAUCUCGGACGGCAGGAUGAGUGGGACGGCAAAUGGAGCCAUCGUCCUUCACGUUUCACCAGAGGCGGCCGUGGGUGGACCACUGGCCGUGGUCAGGCAGGGCGACUUCAUCGAGCUGGACGUGCAGGCCAGGAGAUUGCACCUAGACAUUGGCAAGGAGGAGUAUGAUCAGAGGCUGGCAGAUUGGAAGCUCAGUCACGGCAAAGGGAGGCUCAGGGUCAAGGGCAGAGGCUACAGGAAGCUGUACAAAGAGCACGUUUUGCAGGCCCACAAAGGCGCCGACUUUGACUUCUUGACCGCAGACGGCGGCUCAGAUUCGACAUUAGGAUAG